UCGUUAGUGGCUGUUCUAGAGGAACUUUCUUAGCAAAUACUCAGAACCGUCCUUGAAAAAAAAAAUAAUAAUAAUAAUUCAGUUAAAAUGCGUACCUUCGGCGUUUGCUUAGUACUGGUGUUGUUCGUGGCGAUGCUGGUCGGCAGCAGCGGUAAUCCCGCCGGCGAUAAUGCUGCGCUCACUUUAGAGWCAGCCGCUCAACCGUUAACCUUGUCUGAUGUCAACGACCAGCAAGGACAUGAGAAUGUAGGCGAUCGCUUGGCACGGGGCCACGGAGGCCAUCAUGGUGGGCAUCAUUAUGAUGGGCACCAUGAUGGGCAUCAUGAUUGGCAUCAUGGUGGGCAUCAUCAUGGUUAAAGCGACUACAAAUUAAAAAAAAAAAAACAAGUAUACAUAUAUAUCUUUAAUUUGAAUUGUGAAAGUAAACAUUUGAUUUAACAAAUUAUUGAAAUAAAACUAAAAAAAAUCUUGCAAGAA
Messenger RNA from Bactrocera latifrons, 477 nucleotides. RefSeq lists its product as uncharacterized. Bases 88 to 357 code for a protein of 89 amino acids. NCBI's taxonomy places the organism in Eukaryota, Metazoa, Arthropoda, Insecta, Diptera, Tephritidae. The record is from RefSeq and is a predicted model, not a curated record. The transcript has a single exon.